Messenger RNA from Oxyura jamaicensis (ruddy duck), 3457 nucleotides. It is a transcript of the gene ZBTB24, whose product is annotated as zinc finger and BTB domain containing 24. Gene Ontology annotation, molecular function: protein binding; DNA-binding transcription factor activity, RNA polymerase II-specific; RNA polymerase II cis-regulatory region sequence-specific DNA binding. Gene Ontology annotation, biological process: regulation of transcription by RNA polymerase II. The transcript has 7 exons. The record is from RefSeq and is a predicted model, not a curated record. NCBI's taxonomy places the organism in Eukaryota, Metazoa, Chordata, Aves, Anseriformes, Anatidae. Bases 69 to 2273 code for a protein of 734 amino acids. Gene Ontology annotation, cellular component: nucleus.
GCCAUCUCGCGUCACGGCGCCGGAAGCGCGGCGGCGGCGGCGGAGCGGUGCUUCCUUUCAUAUUUGCAAUGAAAAUGGCAGAGGCGGUUCCUGACCCUUCUGAGAAACUGGUUGUCAUCCACUCAAGAACUCACAAAGAUACCAUUCUAGCUAACUUUGAAGAACAAAGGAAAAAAGAUUUUCUUUGUGACAUUACUCUAAUAGUGGAAAAUGUGCAAUUCAGAGCCCAUAAAGCUUUGCUGGCUGCCAGCAGUGAGUACUUUUCAAUGAUGUUUGUAGAUGAGGGCGAAAUAGGGCAGUCAAUUUACAUGUUGGAGGGAAUGGUUGCCGACACCUUUGGAGCACUGCUAGAAUUUAUCUACACUGGCUACCUCCACGCCAGCGAAAAAAGCACAGAACAAAUUCUAGCUACCGCACAGCUUCUGAAAGUGAAUGACUUGGUGUGUGCUUACACCGACUACCAGGCCAGCCGCAGCCCAAGUAGCACGCUGCCAGCGCCGUCUAACAGCGGCACCUCCGUAGCCCUUAUUGCAAGUGACAAGAAAAAUGAGGAGCCGCCAAAGCGAAAACGAGGGCGACCAAGAAAAGUCAAGACGGUCCAGGAAGAAAAAUCAGCAGCAAAUUCUGAAGAUGUGCAGCUGAGAGAGAACAACUCCAUGCAAAAUAAGCAAAAUUCUAUGAAAAAAGACGUGGCAGCAGAAGAAACAGUUGUCAGUGAACAGGAUCCAGCAAGGAAAGAUGCGGAAGAAGCGGAACCUGCUUGUGGCUCAGAAGUUGCUGAAGAUCUGUCAGCUGAGAAGGAUGAGAAUUAUGAUCCCAAAUCUGAAGGAAUGCAGAGCACUCAGAGCCGUUACAGCAAACGUAGAAUAAGGAGGUCAAUCAAACUAAAAGAUUAUAAGCUGCUUGGUGAAGAGGAUGAAAAAGGACUGGCAAAGAGAACUGAUGGAAAAAGAAAACGUACAGGUUCUGAAGCUCGCUGUAAAGACUGUGGCAAAGUAUUUAAAUAUAAUCACUUUUUAGCUAUUCAUCAGAGAAGUCAUACAGGGGAGCGCCCUUUUAAGUGCAGUGAAUGUGGCAAAGGCUUUUCCCAGAAGCACUCUCUUCAGGUUCAUGAGCGGAUGCACACUGGAGAGCGGCCGUACACGUGUACUGUCUGCAGUAAGGCUCUCACAACAAAGCAUUCUCUUCUAGAGCACAUGAGCCUUCAUACAGGGCAGAAGGCUUUCACAUGCGAUCAGUGUGGGAAGUACUUCAGCCAAAAGAGACAGCUGAAGAGCCAUUAUCGAGUACACACAGGCCGUUCAUUGCCGGAAUGCAACCAGUGUCAUCGCAAAUUCAUGGAUGCAGCUCAGUUAAAGAAACAUCUAAGAACACAUACAGGUGAGAAGCCCUUCACUUGUGAAAUUUGUGGCAAAUCAUUCACAGCUAAAAGUUCUCUUCAGACUCACAUUAGAAUUCACAGAGGAGAAAAGCCAUAUUCUUGUGGGAUAUGUGGAAAAUCCUUCUCCGAUUCCAGUGCUAAGAGAAGACACUGUAUCUUACACACAGGCAAAAAGCCUUUUUCUUGCCCGGAAUGUAGUUUGCAGUUUGCUCGUCUGGACAACCUGAAGUCUCAUUUGAAAAUUCAUAGCAAGGAAAAGCAGUUUCAGGAAGCCAGCGCUGCUCCCAGCAGCAACACUAAUUCGGAAGUCAGGAACAUUCUUCAGCUGCAGCAGUAUCAACUUGCCACCUCUGGAGGGCAGGAAAUUCAACUGCUGGUUACAGACGGAGUGCAUAAUAUAAACUUCAUGCCUGGUCAUAAUCAAGGCAUUAGCAUUGUCACUGCGGAAAAUGCCCCAAAUAUGACAACGGGGCAGGCUGCUAACCUCACGCUGCUUGCUCAGCCACCACAGCAGUUGCAAAACUUGUUGCUCUCAGCUCAGCAGGAGCAAGCGGAGCAAAUCCAAAGCAUCAAUAUGAUGGCAAACCAAAUAGAGGCUGCCCAGCCUGAACAAAUGCAUGUCAUCACCCUUUCCAAGGAAGCACUAGAACAUCUCCAUGCUCAUCAAGGGCAAAAUGAACACAUCCACUUAGCAGGAUCUUCCCAUCCAGCUCAGCACAUGCAGCUGACUCAGGAAUCAAGUCAACAGUCUCACUCCAGCCAAGAUACAGUUCCUUCCCAUCAAAUUAGUGAAGAACAGAAUCAAAAUGUACAAGUUUCUGAAUCCCAUCAGCAGCCUCUGUCAGUAAAUGAGUCAGCUCAUGAGCAUCCUGUUCAAGGGCAACCUUUCUGAAAAUGCUUAUUUGUCAUCAGAGAGCUAGGCUACAGUGUGCUUCUCAGCCAAGCGGUGAUUACACACAUCACACUUUCUUAUCUGCAGCAUAAUCUAUCUGAAGAUGCAUUUCUUGGUGAUUUUCCAUGGGUGACUUUCAGUUUUCUUAAUAUUAUUUAUUUUAGACAUUUUUAUUAUUACCAGUUGGUAUUUCUCUACCAUCUAAUCCAUACCUCACAAGCGAUUCAUGCUUUUUUUUGUGUGUGCCUCUUACACAUCCAUGCCUCAUGAGCAGGUACUUGCCCUGUAGUUUGCAUUUCCAUGUGACUUUCCAGGGAAGUGUGCCUUGCUGGUUGAAGAACAGUGUUAAGGUAUCUGCUGACCUGAAAGUACCGCUCCUCUGAUGGAUUUAACAUUACCUGAACUACUGUCAAGCUUAAGAUAACCAGUACUUUUUGCAAAGACCACACCGUGUGUCUUAUGUCUAAUGAGCUUUCUCUCUGCGGGUUGGUGUCUAACUUCCUGUGUGACCGUUCCCUUAAGUGCAUUUUGAUGUACUGAAUACCAAGUUGGUUUGGGUUGGGUUGAAAUUACUGCAGCCUUUGCCUGGCUCUGGAUUGCCCCUUCUGUUACUGUAUGCUUUAAGAGUUUUGCUCCUCAGAAAUGCUUAAGCCACUGCACCUGAGCAGUGGCAGUGGGAUGCGGUGGUUACACUGGACAACUGAAAAGCCUGAGUUCUGUUAAUUCCACCAGUCGCCCGCUGUGUGACAGUGAGUAGGGCAGUAGACCUCUGUGCCUUAGUUUCCUAAUGUAGUAAGCGUGGAUAACGUUCACACGCUCUGCCAAGCACUUUGAAGAGCUCUUGAUGUUGAAGGCACUGUCUGUUAAGUGCAAAAUUCUCUUCCUGACAGGCCUCGGUGUAAGCCUAGGAGCCAGUUUAUAUUUAAAGUGUUAUUUUUUCUACUUCUGAGAGCAGAAUGUAAUGUUACUUUUAAUAUAUGUUAAAGCCCGAAAUUGUUUUAGUGGGGACUUGGACAAUGAAUAGAAUCUCUUCAGAGCAUAAUGAGCUAUAUGAAGGGGGCAUAUCGCGUUAAAGCUGUACAGCUAUUUUUGUUGUCUAGAUUAGAUGUGUACAGAUUGUUUUCAAUGACUGACUGCUAACAAAAAAAAAUCUAUCAACUUAAUAAAAAUGCUGUGCCAGAGUA